Messenger RNA from Salvelinus fontinalis (brook trout), 2090 nucleotides. RefSeq names its product major facilitator superfamily domain containing 13a-like (gene mfsd13al). Lineage: Eukaryota; Metazoa; Chordata; Actinopteri; Salmoniformes; Salmonidae. The record is from RefSeq and is a predicted model, not a curated record. Bases 402 to 1874 code for a protein of 490 amino acids. The transcript has 8 exons.
AAAGUAGGUGGGACCAGAGCACCUUUUUGUCCAAUGUUUGUUUGUUAUGGUUCGGUCACAUGGAUUAUUGCCCCGCCUAUUUCCGCAUUUACAGAAACGGGUUUGAUAGCUGCACGCGAGGAGAGGAGCAUAAUGUUAUUAUUUUAUAUUAACAUAUAGUUGUGAUUGUGUAUUCGUCAGUGAGGUUAUCUUAAUUAGUAUUUGUAAAGUCUGUUUGCUGACCAAGCCGAAAUAGUAGAAAUCCUGCGCGCGACUGCAGCACUUUUGCCAUGGAAUAUGAAUAGCUGUGAACUCCGUUUCUAUAAAUCCACCUUUUGCUCAAGUGACACUCGACUCACUUUGCAAAUCUGUGGUAAUUAGAUCAAAGUGAGUAGCCUGGAGAAAUUAAACCACCACCAGGCAUGACUGUGGAGAAACCAGCCGCAGGUGUUCGCACCUUCGGCGGCCUGAACAUCCUGAGGCACCUGGCGAGUCUGGGGGCUCACCCCGCCUCCGUGGCUUACUCCAUGACCACGCUGGGAGCAGGCAUGAUGAACAGCAUAUUCAGCUUCUACUAUGUCAAGCUGUUCCUCAACAAAUACAAGAUAUCAGAGGGAGCUUUCCAUCAGUCACAAGUGGUGUACAUGGUGUGGAACGCAGUGAACGACCCUCUGUUCGGCUACCUGCAGGAUAACUCCCGCGUACCGUGCUGCUCUCAACGUCGUCUCUCCAUCCUGUAUGGUGCUCCCUUCUACGCAAUCGCCUUCCUGCUCGCCUGGUUUCCAUGGCGAGAGUACGCCCCCGGCGACUGGAUGAGCGGCGUCCACCUGAUGGUGGCGUUGUGUGCGUUCGACGGGAUGCUGACGUUUGUGUUGCUGGCGCAGUGCGCCCUCUUUGCAGAGAUAUCAGGCCACCACCAGAGCAGGCUGAGACUCAUCAAAUACAACCAGGUGGCGUCACUUAUAGGCUCCUCCAGUGUUCUAUUCUGCGGCCUCCUCUCCCAGAACAUGGAUGACUUCCCAUCCUUCCAGGGCUUCACUGUCCUGGUGGCCGUUCUGGCUUGUGGCUGCAUGAUCUACACAGGCCUACACAGCGAGAGCCGCUUUGACACCAAAGGGUCAGCACCGGGGUCAAACUACCAAGGUUCUGGCCAAUCAACUCUUUCCUUCUCCUUGGUGACCUCUAUGACCUUGCAGAUCCUGACCAAUAGGGACUUCCAGCUCUUUGUGCUCAUGAACUUCUUUCAGGUCUUCAUGGUGGCAUUCUGUAAUAACUUCACUAUGAUCUUCGCGGAGCAUCUGAUACCCCCCAACGUGCUUCCGUCACUGGCCAAGAGCUUCAUGUAUGGAGCUGGAUUCAUCUGUCCUCAGUUGGUUGUGCUGAGCAGUCAGAGCCUGCUCCACGACCUAGGCUACUACAAGAUCAUCCUGCUCACCUUCUACGUGGAAGCUGGCAUGGCUGCCGUCAUGCUGGUGCUGGGGCCACAUCACUACUACAUCCUGGCAUUCUUCCUGACCGCUAACAUGGUCCUUGUCCAGGCAGCCUUCAGUCUGUUUAAUCUGCCUCUGGCUGACAUUAUCGACUCAGAUCUUCAGAGACACAAGCGCAGCUCCCCCCUCUCCUCCAUGGUGUUUGGGACCAAUGCUCUGUUCACUAAACCAGCCCAGUCUCUGGCUCCUAUGCUGGUGGUCUCCAUCCUAAACCAGUUUGGCUAUGAGAACCUGAAGGACGCUGGGAGGGAUGCAAACCCCAGUGACUUGGAGGCCCUCCACACCACCAUGUUCUACCUGGUGUGUGUGGUGCCCAUGUGUGUCGCUGCCCUGCAAGUCUUCGCCUGGAAGCCCUUCUCAAUACGCAACAGUCACACCGUGGACACCAUGUAUAUCGACGGCUGAGUCACUCAAUUUAUGCUGUUUAUGAGUCACUGUCUAUGCUGUGUUUUAAGACUUGAUAGGUUGCUGCAGCACUCAUAAAGGGAACAUGGGGGUGUAAUGGCCGGAGGGUACUGCAGAAGAAAACACUCCAUCUGUAUAUGUUUGUCUGUGAACUUGUCUGGUGGUGAUGAAGGGAAUGGUACUGACCCUAACUCUGGUAGCAGGAGCACAGUACCU